This is a messenger RNA of Brassica rapa (field mustard), 816 nucleotides long. RefSeq lists its product as uncharacterized. The record is from RefSeq and is a predicted model, not a curated record. Lineage: Eukaryota; Viridiplantae; Streptophyta; Magnoliopsida; Brassicales; Brassicaceae.
UUUCGAUUUCGUUUCUCUGAUCAUCGAUUCUUUUUAUCUCUCUGUAGGUUUUAUGACUCGGAUAGUGUUUUGAAUGGUAGAAACAACUCCUAUUGCCAGAGAUUUUAUGCUCUCCCAUUGCAUAACCGCAAGGGCGAGCUUUCUAUUCCCUGUCUCCACCCCAUCUUGGUACUUCUGUUGCAUCGGUCUCGACCCUUGAAGAAUAAAAAAAAACUCCAUCAGAGUGUUAGAUUCCUUUGUUUUUUUGGUAUUUGUGAAAUUUUAUUAUAAAGAUGGUGUAUAACAAGCAGAAGAAAGCCCAUAAAUCUAAGAUAAACAAAUUCCUCGUUAGCAUCAGUUUCAUAGGAAGUGCUGGACCCAUUCGUUUUGUUGUCAAAGAAGAUGAAACUGUUUCACACGUGAUUGAGUAUGCUCUCAAAUGCUACGCCCGUGAAGGCAGGCUUCCACUUCUCGGAUCAGAUUCCAGCUAUUUCCUACUUUACUGUCCUUACUGUGCAGCUGAAGCAUUCAAUCCAUGUGGUAAAAUCGGGUCAAUCGGAUCGAGGAACUUCGUUUUGUCUAAGAAGUCAGAUGCUCAAAGCCUUGGAGACUCCGUGGGCACAACAACUAGGAAGAUCUCUGGGAGGUGGAAGGCUUGGCUCAACAAGUCUCUUGGCCUUAUGGAUCCUUCUCAUUAAUUAGAUCAUGCUUUUUAAAGCUUCUUUUUGAUUUUACAGUUUUAUUUUUGGUUCUUGUUUUCAGUGGAAUAACCGUCACAACACUUGUGCUUUCUUUCUUUUGCCACAAAAUAAUGGAUUGAGACUUGAUAGAGUAUUA